AUGGUCAUUGUCUCCAUGGGGGUUGUGAUGAUGUCUCAGAUGUGGAUGCUGAGAUGGGUCGUCCUACUGAUGGGGCUCCAGCUGACACAAGCAGAUAACGUAGAGGGCCACACAGUGACAGUGUUUCCUAGGAUCAUAACUACAGUUGUACCAAAUCCUGACCAUCAGUUCACGAUCUGUAGCACAUGGGGAAAUUUCCACUUCAAGACCUUUGAUGGGCAUUUCUUUCAAGUGCCAGACACGUGCAACUACAUUGUGGCUGGUUUGUGCAACAGCAAGGACCAUUCUGAUUUUAACAUUGAAAUUCAAAGAAAGAUUGUAAAUAACUCAGUCACUUUCAGCAAAAUCACAGUAAAACUGCUGGAGACAGUCAUUGAACUCACCAACAACAAUAUCCUCAUGGACAAAGAAGUGUUGUAUAAUGCAACGCAUAAGAAUGGAAUUACAGUCAAGUUGAGUGCAUCAGGUGUUAAGAUCUUUAACAAUCAUGGAGUUAAUGUCUUUUGGGAGAAGGACCAAUCUUUAUUGAUUGAACUUCCGGAAAAGUACCGAAGCCAGACCUGUGGACUUUGUGGAAACUACAAUGGCAACAAGACUGAUGAUUCAUUUAACAAUGAUAUGGCUACGUGGAAAGUGAAUCAGUUGGAAGACUGUGAGGACAACACAUUUAAUUCUAAUGAUCAGUGCCAAAACCAGACAAACAUUUGCCAGCAGUAUCUCAGGAGUCCGGGGUUUAAUGACUGUUACAGGGUGAUGGACAUGAGUUCAUUUGAAAAAGCCUGUGAAGACGACCUGUGUCGGUGUUACGGCAAUCAAGACUGUCUCUGCAACACACUCACAGAGAUUUCACGACAGUGCACUCAUGCUGGAGGAAAACCAGAAACAUGGAGGACAGAACAGCUCUGUCCAAAGACAUGUCCUCUGAAAAUGCAAUACCUGGAGUGUGGGAGUCCAUGCAAGAACACCUGCUCAGGUCCAGAUGCAGGCAAACUGUGUAAAGAACACUGUGUGGAUGGCUGUUUCUGCCCUAUUGGUAUGGUUGAGGAUGACAUUGGACAGAGUGGCUGUGUUCCUGUGAAUGAAUGUCCUUGUGUGCACGACGGCAAAGUAUAUCAAUCAGGAGUAUCUUACAAACAAGCUUGCAAACAAUGUGUGUGUGCCGCUGGACGCUGGACUUGUACAUACCUGGAAUGUCCCGGAAUCUGCUCUGUUGUUGGAGGGUCUCACAUCACCACUUAUGAUGGAAAGACCUUCACCUUCAGUGGCAACUGUGACUACAUCCUCACUAAGCACUCUAAUGACAGUGACAUUGCGGUUUUGGGAAAUCUGGCACAGUGUGAUUGGGCCCGAUCAGACACAUGUCUAAAUUCAGUUACCCUUGUCAUCUCAGGGACCACUAUUAGUUUUUCCUCCAAUGGUGUUGUGACACUGAAUGAAAACAGACUAUAUAAACUUCCUGCGACCACAGGUCCUGUGAGCAUCUUCCAGCCCUCUUCCUCUUUCAUCAUUGCUGAUAUGAAGAGUCUUCGUCUAGAGAUCCAGUUGGCUCCAGUCAUGCAGUUGUAUAUUGUAGCCAGCACUGACGAGAAAGGAAAGAUGAGUGGUCUAUGUGGAAACUAUAAUGAUGUCCAAUUAGAUGACUUCAAAACAGAGUCGGGCAUCAUAGAGGGCACACCAAUACCCUUUGUCAACUCUUGGAAAAACCUAAACUGUCCAAAUCUUGAAAACACAUUUGACAACCCCUGCAGUCUGCAUUCGGAGAUAGAGAAAGUAGCUAAAAACUGGUGUUCCCGUCUUACAAACUCAAGUGGACUCUUUUCCGCAUGUCAUUCAGAAAUAUCUCCUGACAUUUACUACCAAUGGUGUGUCUAUGACACCUGCAAAUGUGCAGAUAUUACGAAGUGUAUGUGUGCCGCCGUGUCCAACUAUGCCCACGCCUGUGCUGCCAGAGCAGUCAUUCUCCAGGGCUGGAUGGAUUCUGACCCCUGUGUGACUAUGUGUACAGACAAAAUGAAGUUCUCCUAUGGCGUGACCAGCUGUGGCAGCACAUGCCGCUCUCUUAGUGGACAAGAUGGCACCUGCCAAGGGUCCUUCACACCUGUAGAUGGUUGUGUCUGUCCUGAGAAUACCUACCUCAAUGAUGACAGUAGAUGUGUGACUGCUGACCAGUGUCCUUGUUUCAGUGGCAACCAGGUCAUAAAGCCAUCAGGAAUAAUCUACAAUAAUGGUGUUAAAUGCACCUGUAACCGUGGCAAAUUACAAUGCUCCAGUCAAGUAGACUGUGUGGAUUCAAUGGUGUUCUUCAACUGCUCAAAUUAUGAACAAGGACACAAAGGGGCGGAGUGUCAGAGGACAUGUGAGAAACAAGACCCCAACAGUUGUGUAAGUACAGGGUGUGUAUCAGGGUGUAUGUGUCCAGAUGACCUUCUGGCUGAUGGAGAAGGUAGGUGUGUGGAGAGGAAAAACUGCACAUGUGUCCAUAAUGGACUCAUCUAUCCACCUGGAAAGCAAGUUCAAGAGGACUGUAACACCUGCACAUGCAAAAAUGGGACGUGGACUUGUACUGAAAAGGUGUGCUACGGCACCUGUACCAUCUACGGUGAAGGUCAUUUCAGGACUUUUGAUGGCACAAGAUACUCCCUCUACAGAGAAUGCGAACACACCAUAGCCCGUGAUAAUUGCAAUAUGAACCAGACUCUCUCCUUCAGCCUUGUCACACAGAACAAAAUCUGUGAGACCACCAAGACCAUCUGCAAGUCUAUCACUCUCUUAUUUGGGAGAUCUGAGAUAUUUUUAUCAGAGGAUGGAGUCAAAGUUGUUGAAAGAAAUGUCACUGAUUACCAAUAUAAGAUUCAUUCUGCUGGAAUAUAUAUUGUCACAGAGAUCAAAGGUCUUUUGAACUUAAUCUGGGACAAUAAAACAAGUUUAAUGCUCCAACUCGAUCCCAAAUUUAAGGGCAAGGUGUGUGGACUGUGUGGAAACUUUGAUGGUAAUGCAAACAAUGACUUUAUGAAGCACAAUGGAGAAGUGGUGACAGAUCCAGAAGAUUUUGGGGAUAGCUGGAAGAUGGAUCCCUACUGCCCAGAUCUGAAAAACAUGAUAUACCUUAAAGAAAACCAACACUGGAGUGUCUGGGCUGAAAAACAAUGCAGCAUCAUAACAAGUGAUGUCUUUAAAGACUGCCACGCACUUGUGGAUUCUGGUCCAUACUAUGAUGCCUGUGUAAGGGACACCUGUAAAUGUGAAGGUGGGAGUGAUGUAGGUUUCUGUACUGCAGUGGCAGCUUACGCUGCUGAAUGCCGUAAAAAAGGAGCUUGUGUGACAUGGCGGAGCCCAAGCAUAUGCCCUUUAUUCUGUGACUACUACAACCCUGUGGAAAUAUGUGAGUGGCACUAUAAACCCUGUGCACCACCCUGCCUGAUAACCUGCAAAAAUCCCUUGGCAUAUUGCUCUGAUCAAAUUCCUCUACUUGAAGGAUGUUUUCCAAAGUGCCCUGCACACACUCCAUAUCUACUGGAUGACACCAUGACUUGUGUUAAAGAAUGUAACACUACUACAAGUACAAUAAUAUAUACUAGCACUACUGUGACACCACCAUCUACAACAACAGGAACAUCUACUGCUAGCUCUACAACUACUACAGUGUCAACCACAAAUCCUACAACAACUAGCACAACUACUGUAACACCACCAUCUACAACAACAACAGGAACAACUACUGCUAGCACUACAACAAAUACAGUGUCAACCACAACUCCUACAACUACUACCACGACUACUGCAACACCACCAUCUACAACAACAGGAACAUCUACUUCUAGCUCUACAACUACUACAGUGUCAACCACAAAUCCUACAACAACUACCACGACUACUGUAACACCACCAUCUACAACAACAGGAACAUCUACUGCUAGCUCUACAACUACUACUACCGUGUCAACCACAACUCCUACAACAACUACUACCACUACUACUGUAACACGACCAUCUACAACAACAGAAACAUAUACUGCUAGCUCUACAUAUACCACAGUGUCAACAGUGUGCCAUGAUGAUCUAAUGCGUGUAGAAUGUUGCAACACAAUAACAAACACUACAACUCCCACAAUACCUACUACCACUACUACUGUAACACCGCCAUCUACAACAACAGGAACAUCUACUACUACCUCUACAACUACUACAACAACUAAAAGACCUUUGUGUCAAUGGUCAGAGUGGUUUGACAACAGCCAAGCCAGCACAGAUAGCCAAGGACAGGAAAUUGAAUCCAUCAGAAAAUUGUGGAAUGAGAAAAAAAUAUCCUGUGAGAAACCAGACAAAAUUGAAUGCAUGACAAAUUAUAGGAAUGAAAACUUCACAGGCACUGGCUGGAACUAUGAUCAAGUAGUAUGGUGCAAUACAUCUUAUGGACUGUUUUGUUCAAACAAAGAAAAUUCAUUAGAAGUAUGCUAUAAUCAUCUAAUCCGUGUAGAAUGUUGCAACACAAUAACAAAUCCUACAACUCCCACAAUACCUACUACCACUGCUACUGUAACAUCACCAUCUACAAUAACAGGAACAUCUACUACUACCUCUACAACUACUACAGCAACUAAAAGACCUUUGUGUCAAUGGUCAGAGUGGUUUGACAACAGCCGAGCCAGCACAGAUAGCCAAGGACAGGAAAUUGACUCCAUCAGAAAAUUGUGGAAUGAGAAAAAAAUAUCUUGUGAGAAACCAAACAAAAUUGAAUGCAAGACAACAACAGGAACAUCUACUGCAAGCACUACAACAACUACAGUGUCAACCACAAAUCCUACAACAACUACCACGACUACUGUAACACCACCAUCUACAACAACAGGAACAUCUACUGCUAGCUCUACAACUACUACAGUGUCAACCACAAAUCCUACAACAACUACCACGACUACUGUAACACCACCAUCUACAACAACAGGAACAACCACUGCUAGCUCUACAACUAGUACAGUGUCAACCACAAAUCCUACAACAACUACCACAACUACUGUAACACCACCAUCUACAACAACAGGAACAUCUCCUGCUAGUACUACAACAAAUACAGUGUCAACCACAAAUCCUACAACAACUACCACGACUACUGUAACACCACCAUCUACAACAACAGGAACAACCACUGCUAGCACUACAACAAGUACAGUGUCAACCACAACUCCUACAACUACUACCACAACUACUGUAACACCACCAUCUACAACAACAGGAACAUCUACUGCUAGCUCUACAACUAGUACAGUGUCAACCACAAAUCCUACAACAACUACCACGACUACUGUAACACCACCAUCUACAACAACAGGAACAUCUACUGCUAGCUCUACGACUACUACAGUGUCAACCACAAAUCCUACAACAACUACCACGACUACUGUAACACCACCAUCUACAACAACAGGAACAUCUCCUGCUAGCACUACAACAAAUACAGUGUCAACCACAAAUCCUACAACAACUACCACAACUACUGUAACACCACCAUCUACAACAACAGGGACAUCUACUGCUAGCUCUACGACUACUACAGUGUCAACCACAAAUCCUACAACAACAACUACCACAACUACUGUAACACCACCAUCUACAACAACAGGAACAUCUCCUGCUAGCACUACAACAAAUACAGUGUCAACCACAAAUCCUACAACAACUACCACGACUACUGUAACACCACCAUCUACAACAACAGGAACAACCACUGCUAGCACUACAACAAGUACAGUGUCAACCACAACUCCUACAACUACUACCACAACUACUGUAACACCACCAUCUACAACAACAGGAACAUCUACUGCUAGCUCUACGACUACUACAGUGUCAACCACAAAUCCUACAACAACUACUGUAACACCACCAUCUACAACAACAGUAGCAUCUACUACUAGCUCUACAACUAGUACAGUGUCAACCACAAAUCCUACAACAACUACCACAACUACUGUAACACCACCAUCUACAACAACAGGAACAUCUCCUGCUAGUACUACAGCAAAUACAGAGUCAACCACAAAUCCUACAACAACUACCACGACUACUGUAACACCACCAUCUACAACAACAGGAACAUCUACUGCUAGCUCAACGACUACUACAGUGUCAACCACAAAUCCUACAACAACUACCACGACUACUGUAACACCGCCAUCUACAACAACAGGAACAUCUACUGCUAGCUCUACGACUACUGCAGUGUCAACCACAAAUCCUACAACAACUACCACGACUACUGUAACACCACCAUCUACAACAACAGGAACAUCUACUGCUAGCUCUACGACUACUACAGUGUCAACCACAAAUCCUACAACAACUACCAAAACUACUGUAACACCACAAUCUACAACAACAGGAACAUCUCCUGCUAGCACUACAACAAAUACAGUGUCAACCACAAAUCCUACAACAACUACCACGACUACUGUAACACCACCAUCUACAACAACAGGAACAUCUACUGCUAGCUCUACGACUACUACAGUGUCAACCACAAAUCCUACAACAACUACCACAACUACUGUAACACCACCAUCUACAACAACAGGAACAUCUCCUGCUAGCACUACAACAAAUACAGUGUCAACCACAAAUCCUACAACAACUACCACGACUACUGUAACACCACCAUCUACAACAACAGGAACAACCACUGCUAGCACUACAACAAGUACAGUGUCAACCACAACUCCUACAACUACUACCACAACUACUGUAACACCACCAUCUACAACAACAGGAACAUCUACUGCUAGCUCUAUGACUACUACAGUGUCAACCACGAAUCUUACAACAACUACUGUAACACCACCAUCUACAACAACAGGAACAUCUACUGCUAGCUCUACGACUACUACAGUGUCAACCACAAAUCCUACAACAACUACUGUAACACCAUCAUCUACAACAACCGAAUGUUUCUGCAUAUAUGAAAAUAAACAAUACCCAGUGGGAUCAACAAUCAGCCCUCUACAGGAUGAAUGCUACACUGCUUAUUGCAACUCCUCUUGUUAUAUUGUAAAAAAGAUUAUAUAUGACAACCACGUGACAGAUGCAUGCACUGUGUUAACAUGCAAAAAUGGAAAAGUCACCCCGGAACGUGUACUUUGUGAACCAAUAACUACAAAACCUCAAUGUGAUAAUGGGCUUGAUCCCGUGAAGGUUUAUUAUAACAAUGGCUGCUGCUAUAAGUAUGAGUGUGAAUGUUUCUGUACGACCUGGGGUGACCCUCAUUACAGAACUUUUGAUGGACAAUACUAUACUUUCCAUGGAAACUGCACUUAUGUUUUGUUCCAAGAAAUCAUCCCAAGAUACAAUAUCAGUGUCCAUGUCAAAAACUACUAUUGUUAUGUUGAAGACCUUUUUGCUUGCGUUGAGUAUGUGAUUGUGUAUUACAAAUCCUACAAAGUCAAGCUGACCAGCGAUAAGGAAGUGAUCCAUGUCUAUGUUAAUGAUGAAGAGCAGAAGCCAACAUAUGUAAUUGAUAACAUCAUCAUCUCCACUACUGGCAUGAAAGUGACUCUGAACAUCUCUGAUAUCAAAACUGAGAUUACAGUCAGUAAAGGCAGAUAUUUAAAUAUCCAAAUCAGACUCCCAUUCUCCUACUUCCAUGAUAAUACACAAGGACAGUGUGGGUAUUGUGACAACAACAUCAGAAAUGACUGCAGACUUCCUAAUGGAACAAUCAACAGUACAUGUGAGCAGAUGGCACAGUUUUGGAUGGUCCCCCCAGGAUGUGAAUUACCUCCACCUCCUGGUGUUCCACCUCCUCCAGCUAACCCUCCAAACAUUACUGUCUGUGAAAUAAUCCCAAGCAAUUUGUUUAACAGCUGCCAUAAUGCGGUUCCCUAUCAGGACUAUUAUAAGGCAUGUGUAUAUGAUGUAUCCGGAAUGGGAAAUGAGUCUGUUGCCUGUGCUAGUGUGGAGGCCUAUGCACAGCUAUGUGGCCAAAAGUCUAUCUGUGUGGACUGGAGAAGCUCACCUGUCCUCAAAGGGAUAUGUGAAUUCAAGUGCCCCAAUCACAAAAUCUACAAGGCAUGUGGACCAAAAGUGGAAAAAUCCUGCAGUACAUCGUACAAUAAUAUGUAUGCAGAGAAAGAAUGUCACAGCAAUGAUUGUAACCAAAUGAUAACGGAAGGUUGUUAUUGUCCUGAUGGCCAAUAUCGGGUUAAUAUGACAUCAAAUAUGUGUACAGCUUACUGCGAUUGCAUUGGCCCUGAUAAUUUACCUAGAAAGCCUGGGGACACAUGGACAGUUGAUUGUAACAUAUAUAAUUGCACUACUUCUGGCAUUCCUUUGAAAGAGCCUGUAAAGUGUCCAACUGAAAUGCCCUGUGCUGACGGAUACAACAGAACUGUUAAAAACUGCUGUCCAACUUGUGUUUGCAAUCUUGAGCAAUGUCUUAUGAAGAAAUGUGAGGUGGGAUUUGAGUUGGCAUUAAAUAAAACUGAAGACAGUUGCUGUUCUUGUGUGCCUAAAGAUGUCUGUGUGUACAAUAACACAGAGUACAAGGUUGGAGAAGUCCGCCAUUUCACAUGUGAAACUAUUACUUGCCGUCAAAUUAACGGCUCCUUUGUGACUGAGAAGAGCUCUGAGAAGUGCACUUACUCGGGUCCAUUUGACUGUAAACUUGGCUCUGAAUAUGUGAAACAAAAAGAAGACUGCUGUGGAACGUGUGUACUGAAGAACUGUACUUACACAGCAGACACAGCAGACAACACCACAUAUACGAUGCGGGUUGGAGAAGUCCACGUUUAUAAAUGUGAAAAUGUUACCUGUCGUGAAAUUGAUGGCUCACUUGUGACUGAGAAGAGCUCUGAGAAGUGCACUGUCUUGAGUCCACUUGAAUGUAAACUUGGCUCUGAAUAUGUGAAACAAGAAGAAGACUGCUGUGGAACAUGUGUACCAAGAAACUGUACUUACACAGCAGACAACACCACAUAUACGAUGCGGGUUGGAGAAGUCCACAUUUAUAAAUGUGAAAAUGUUACCUGUCGUGAAAUUGAUGGCUCACUUGUGACUGAGAAGAGCUCUGAGAAGUGCACUGUCUUGAGUCCACUUAAAUGUAAACUUGGCUCUGAAUAUGUUAAACAAGAAGAAGACUGCUGUGGAACAUGUGUACCAAGAAACUGUACUUACACAGCAGACAACACCACAUAUACGAUGCGGGUUGGAGAAGUCCACAUUUAUAAAUGUGAAAAUGUUACCUGUCGUGAAAUUGAUGGCUCACUUGUGACUGAGAAGAGCUCUGAGAAGUGCACUGUCUUGAGUCCACUUGAAUGUAAACUUGGCUCUGAAUAUGUUAAACAAGAAGAAGACUGCUGUGGAACAUGUGUACCAAGAAACUGUACUUACACAGCAGACACAGCAGACAACACCACAUAUACGAUGCGGGUUGGAGAAGUCCACAUUUAUAAAUGUGAAAAUGUUACCUGUCGUGAAAUUGAUGGAUCACUUGUGACUGAGAAGAGCUCUGAGAAGUGCACUGUCUUGAGUCCACUUGAAUGUAAACUUGGCUCUGAAUAUGUUAAACAAGAAGAAGACUGCUGUGGAACAUGUGUACCAAGAAACUGUACUUACACAGCAGACAACACCACAUAUACGAUGCGGGUUGGAGAAGUCCACAUUUAUAAAUGUGAAAAUGUUACCUGUCGUGAAAUUGAUGGCUCACUUGUGACUGAGAAGAGCUCUGAGAAGUGCACUGUCUCGAGUCCACUUAAAUGUAAACUUGGCUCUGAAUAUGUUAAACAAGAAGAAGACUGCUGUGGAACAUGUGUACCAAGAAACUGUACUUACACAGCAGACACAGCAGACAACACCACAUAUACGAUGCGGGUUGGAGAAGUCCACGUUUAUAAAUGUGAAAAUGUUACCUGUCGUGAAAUUGAUGGAUCACUUGUGACUGAGAAGAGCUCUGAGAAGUGCACUGUCUUGAGUCCACUUGAAUGUAAACUUGGCUCUGAAUAUGUUAAACAAGAAGAAGACUGCUGUGGAACAUGUGUACCAAGAAACUGUACUUACACAGCAGACAACACCACAUAUACGAUGCGGGUUGGAGAAGUCCACAUUUAUAAAUGUGAAAAUGUUACCUGUCGUGAAAUUGAUGGCUCACUUGUGACUGAGAAGAGCUCUGAGAAGUGCACUGUCUUGAGUCCACUUGAAUGUAAACUUGGCUCUGAAUAUGUGAAACAAGAAGAAGACUGCUGUGGAACAUGUGUACCAAGAAACUGUACUUACACAGCAGACACACCAGACAACACUACAUAUACAAUGCGGGUUGGAGAAGUCCACAUUUACAAAUGUGAAAAUGUUACCUGUCAUGAAAUUGAUGGCUCGCUUGUGACUGAGAAGAGCUCUGAGAAGUGCACUUACACCAGUUCACUUGACUGUAAACCUUGCUUUGAAUAUGUGAAAGGAGAAGGAGAGUGCUGUGGAACAUGUAGACAAUCUUGCUGUAUUUACAAUGCACCAGACAACACCACACAUACUCUCCAGGUUCAAGAGGCGUACAAGUUUCAGUGCACAACUGGUACCUGCAAAGAAGUCAAUGGCUUGCUUGCGAUUGUGGAGAGCAUUAAAACAUGCCCUGACUUUAAUCGAAAUGACUGUGUGCCUGAAACAUUCAAAUUUGACACAGAUAGAUGUUGCCAGAUCUGUGAAACCGGGAACUGUAUUCCUGAGAAGAACAUCACCCGUCUGCAUGUCAAUGAUUGCUCUUCAAUCAAGGAUGUAGAAGUUGCAUCCUGCACUGGCCAAUGUGACUGUGUAAAUCGAUGUAUUCGAUGUACAUGAACGAUUUGAUGCACAGCUGUUCCUGCUGCCAGGAGGAGAAUUUCACCCUUCGACCGGUGAUGCUGAGGUGUACCAGAAUACCACUGAAUAAAAGAUCCUGCUUGAAUGCUGAUUUGAACAUGACUCAAUAAUCUGACAUACUAUAAUUUCAAAAUAUAUAUCCAAUAAUGGAAAUGAUUUAAGCUGAUUGUUACAGUGCAUUAAUGGCUGUUAUUUUGGCAAAUACUGCACCAUUUAUUUUUUUCUGUGUGGUUUGAUCUAGGCGUAUGGUUAACUCUAGUCUGUUUUGUUAUCUCUCAAAGGGGAUCCUGGGCAUUUUUUCUUUUAUUUGUUACACUCUUUGGUAAUGCAUGAGAUAAUGAUGUACUUUUCUUUCCAAUGAAUUUAAUUAAAAUCACAAUAAAGCAUA
Messenger RNA from Onychostoma macrolepis, 11224 nucleotides. Its product is annotated as mucin-2. Lineage: Eukaryota; Metazoa; Chordata; Actinopteri; Cypriniformes; Cyprinidae. The coding region runs from base 1 to 10815 and encodes 3604 amino acids. Gene Ontology annotation, cellular component: extracellular matrix. The record is from RefSeq and is a predicted model, not a curated record. The transcript has 62 exons. Gene Ontology annotation, molecular function: protein binding.